Meleagris gallopavo (turkey) is the source of this 1641-nucleotide messenger RNA. Lineage: Eukaryota; Metazoa; Chordata; Aves; Galliformes; Phasianidae. The record is from RefSeq and is a predicted model, not a curated record.
UUACUUUGUUCUGUCUUUAGACUUUAAAGAGAAAGGAAAAAGAAUACGAGCAUGAGAUGGAGCGGCUGGCAAGAGAGAAAAUCGCCACCCAGCAGCGGCUGGCAGAACUGAAGAACGAGUUGAGCCAGUGGAUGGACAUCAUGGAGAUUGACAGAAUUGUUCGACAGACAGUUCAGCCAGAGGAUGACCAGGCAUCUACCUCCACAGCGUCAGAGGGCGAAGACAACAUGGAUGAAGACAUGGAAGAUGACAGGCCUGUGAACUCAUUACCAAAACUAGCCCAGCGCCAGCACCCAGAGCUCCUGAAAGCCGUCCCUUCAAACGCUGCUUCCCAUCACCUGGCGGUUUUGCCUCAGCACCUGUCUAUCCAGCAGAAACAGCCCCCAGCCCACGCACAGCCUUCCAUCCAGACACAAGCACUGGUCCAGCCGCAGGCGAUUGUCCCAGCACAGACUCACAUCGUGGCGGCUUCAACAGUGCAAUCGACUGUUAUCGCCCACACCGCCACUACCCACGCUUCGGUCAUUCAGACUGUCAACCACGUCAUUCAGGGUCCACAGACCAAGCACAUUGCUCACAUUGCACCUUCCACGUCCAGCCCUGUGCAACUUACCACUGCUGCUCAGCCUAUCGGCCACAUCACUGUGCACCCGGCCACCAUCAACCACAUGGCCCACCUCGGCCAGCAGCUGCCCAUCUACCCUCAGCCCGUGGCCGUCAGCCAGCCCGUGGUGAGCCACAUCGCUCACACGAUCUCUCACCAGCAAGUGAAUGGAACCACAAGUCUCGGCCAGCAAGCGGUGAUGGCCAAGCCGGCCGUGGGAACCCAAGUUGUCCAUCACCCGCAGUUAGUUGGGCAAACGGUCCUAAAUCCAGUAACUAUGGUAACCAUGCCAUCAUUCCCAGUGAGCACGCUGAAGCUGGCCUAGGGAGAAUCGUCCGAAGGUGAAGUCUUUGCUGGGAACCUUUCCUAAACUCCGUACAUUCCAACCACGUCCGACUCCGCGGGUUGAGGUGCAGAGCGGCAGGGUGCAGGGCUCUGUCCUGCUGCCCGGCAGCCUGGCGUGGCCAGAGGGGCCUCUCUGCACUUGAGUUUUGUUAAUCUGAGAAAACUAAAGAGACAGUUGUUCAUGGUGAUUUUUUUCCUUUUAUGUGUAAUCGGUGAAAUAUGGUUAUGAUGUUCUUAAGACUUUAAUUUUCCCCUUUUAUGUGUUGCUUCUUUGUAGAAUAAAUCUGCUGAUCUCUUUAUUGAGACGUUGUGUAGAAUGGGAAAAAAUCAUAAAGUCUAUAUUUAUAUAUAUGUGUGUAUGUGUGUGUAUAUAUAUGUAUAUACAUAUAUAUAUAAAUAUAACAUUUGAAGAAGGCCUUUUGUAAGGUUGAUUAUUUUGCAGGAUUAUUAGUCAAAAUUCAGUUUUGGAGGAAGAAGACACAGUGUCCUCUCUAAACAAGAAACUACGUUAGAUGGUUUGGUGGACCAGGGUACACAGACAGUGACAAAAGCAAAGCAAAUUGAACGUUCGAGAUAUUUCCCAUCAGUAUAUUACAUUUCAAAAAACCAUCUACAAUCACUGUGACUUGUUAUGGCAUUUUAAGGAAGUUCUCUGUCCUGUUUAAUAAAAGGAAAAAGAAUACACAACCGGA